AUGAACGACCGCGAGAAGAAGGCAGGAGCCACACCCGCAGCAACGGCUUCCACAGAGCGCCGAGAGGUCGCAGUGGUCCGAAUCCUCGCAGGUGGAACCCGACAGGUCAGGUCCACCUUCCACUUCGAUGAUGUCCUCACGUCUUUCAGCAGCCAAGAAGAUGUUUUCCGGGCGACUCUGCAGCCUCUGGUGGGCCAGGCGACGACUGCGGAGUUUGUCGUUGUUGUUGUGACUGGUCGUAGUGAACGGACAACUUACUACACUGUCCACGAAUGGACGGUGGCCACAGUGGACGUGGUGGUGAUGGCCGUGACACCGAGGAUUGCGAUGCUCGUAAUUUUCAGUGCCUCCAUUGCGCAGGUGUUGGCGGGUUACGAGACUACAGCUUUUGCCUAUGGUCAGACGGGCACUGGCAAAACGUGCUGCACUCAGCUUUGCUGGCCUUGGGACCAACACGCUGGCUUGCUCCUGUUCCGAGGGCGUGGCUUGGUUCCGCGCACGGCCGCAGCUGUGCUUGAAGCCCUCGCUCACCCCGAGUUCACGGAGAGCACGGUGACCGUGUCCUAUCUGGAGAUCUACAACGAGGAGUUGAGCGACCUCUUGGCCACUGCCGAGCGCCACCCAAAGCUGGACCUGAAGGAUAUUGGCAGCGGUCGUGGCGUCUGCUGCCAAGGCCUGUCAGAGGUGGAAGUCCAUAACAUGGACGACAUCCUCGAAGUGGUUCGUCGUGCGCAGGAGAAAAGGCGGGUUGCCGAGACCCGCGUGAAUGCACGGAGCAGCCGAUCCCACAGCAUCUUCACGAUGAAGGUGCGAUGUCAGAGGCGAGUGGCAGGCGGCGAGUUGGAGAACCAGGGCAAGCUACACCUCGUGGAUUUGGCCGGCAGCGAAUGUGCGAAGAAGGGCGGCUUCAUCUACCCGGAGGAUGCCUCCCAGGCUGCUCGGCUCCUAGCAGGGCAGGAAGAGGAGCGUGAGCGCCGCUCCAUCAAUCAGAGCUUGCUGACGCUGGGCCGUGUCAUCACCGCGCUGCGUGAGGGCUCCGGUCGGGUGCCGUAUCGAGAUUCGAAAUUGACCCGUCUUCUGCAAGAUGCCCUGGGCGGGCGCUGCAAGACGGUCAUCAUUGCGACCAUUUCGCCGGCCUUGGCAGCCGUUGAGGAGACCAUCUCUGCGCUGAGCUAUGCGGAACAAGCCGCCGGCAUCAAGAACCGGCCUGUUGCUUCGUCCCUGUUGCGCACGGCCACCGUCGCCUCGGCUGCACGGGCAGCGGACGUCAGUUCGAGCUCCGGACUUGGUGCCUCCGAUUGGGCGGAGCUCGAAAUGAAGGUCACUUACCUCGCGCAAGAGCUCGAGGAGGCUCAGGUGGCUCUCGGCCGGAAAUACCAGGAGGCGCAGGAGGAGGCCGAGCGCGCCGCGCGCGCCGAAGCGCGCAUGGAGGGCCUGGCAGAGGAGCUGCGAAAGGCGAAGCUCAAAACCCAGGAGCAGGCUUUCGCGAAGGAGCGCUUCGCAUCGUGUGCAUCGGACCAGCACCAGGUGGCCUUGGGCCUUCAAACCGCUCUCUCCGUUAGCGAGCAGCAUGCCGUGGACUUGGAGCAGCGCAUCGCCAUCGCGAAGGAGCAGCACCGCGCGGCCCAGGCGCGGGCCAAGGAGAUGUGCCGAAGUCUGGAGGAGGGCGGGGCAAGGCGGCUUCAGGAGCUGCUGCCUCUCCCAAGGCCCGAGGUCACCAAGCGGCUCACACAGGAGAAGGAGGGCUCUUUAGGGGGUGGCCCCCGGGAGGUGGCGGAGACAGAGGCCGUGAUUUUGGAGACGAGUUCUGCGCAGAAGGCGGCGAUGCUGGAACUGAAGGAGCUCCAUCACCGGCAGCGCUGCUGCCUGGUGGGCCUUGGCGAGCAGUUGCAAGGGCCCCACCGGAGCUCCACCCACGAAGCACUGCAGGAGCUCUCGGCCAAGGCCAAGGAGAGCUUGGUGGAGGGCGUCAAAGAUGCUCAGACGACGCUGGGCUCCCUGGAGCUUGCCUUGCAGAAAGCGGCGCAGGUCGCGGCCGAGGGCGCCGGCAGCGUCACGAAGGAGGCUGAAGAGGCCCAGCGAUCCUUCGCCGAGCACACGCAGCAGCUCCAGAAGACCUUGGCCUCUCAGCGCCGAGCCCUGGCGGCCUCGGCGGCCCGGACCUCCGAAGCCUUGAAAGCGGCCUGCGAGGCCGUCUCGGAGCUCUCGGCGCUCUCCGACGCCUCCCUGGCCGAAACGGCCCACGCCGUCACCGGCCUUCAGGCUGUCCAUGAAGAGACUCGGCCGCGUCUUUGGUUGGUAAGAGAUCCUCGGAACGUCUUCUUCUUCUUCUUCUUCUUGCCGCUGUUCCAGAGGCUGCGACUGGAUACAGUUGUGAUGUUUCAAGCGGUUGCUGGCCUUACGUGUGGCUUGUUAGCUCCAGCCAAGGAGAUCCUUCAGAAGCUCUGCGAGAAGGCAAAGUGCAAUGCAGAUGCCGUGAAAGAAGAGACCGGCUCGGGCGCCCGAGCCCUGGAGUCGCACCAGCAGCAGAAGCGCUGGGACUCCAUUGCAGAAGUGCAGGGCAAGUGUGUGGAGGACGAGGACAAGAUGAUCCAGACCGCAAGCGAUGCUGCCGCCAGCAUCGAAGAGGAAGCAGAUCGGCACGUCGAGGCCAACAACGUGGAGAUCCACACUUUGCAAGGUCGCGCACUCAGCGGCGUCCGUGCCCUCCGCUCGGGCGCAGCAACAGCUCUCGAGGAGCAGCGAGCUACGGUACAGCGUUUCGUUGAGGGGGCGGAGGCCGGUGUCCUCGGCGAGGAGAUUCCAAAGAGGCCGAUGGCUGACGUCUCAGAGACAACUCCAGUUCCGAGCGAGGAGACGAUCCUGGCAGAGUUCCAGAAAAGCUGUCUUACGAAGACUGUGUGCAGCAGCAAUGCGAACUUGGUUCAAUCUGUGGCAGUUGCGCUUCGCAGCAGCAGACAAGGCAACCUAGAUCCGGCGGAGAUCACGAACAUUGAGAGCGCGCUGCGGGCCCUGGACAUCCCUGCACAGGAACGCCCCGUGUGGGCCGCCGGGGCUUCCCGCGGCCUCUUCCUGGUUUUCGAAGGUCUGGACCGGAGCGGCAAGUCCACGCAGAGCAAGAAGAUCGCCAACUACCUGGAGAAG
This is a messenger RNA of Symbiodinium sp. CCMP2456, 3144 nucleotides long. The record is from the annotation of a GenBank genome assembly. Lineage: Eukaryota; Dinophyceae; Suessiales; Symbiodiniaceae.